Molecule: messenger RNA, 1294 nt
Organism: Populus trichocarpa (black cottonwood)
Lineage: Eukaryota; Viridiplantae; Streptophyta; Magnoliopsida; Malpighiales; Salicaceae
Product: WD repeat-containing protein LWD1
Exons: 1
Coding region: 84-1124 (346 amino acids)
Cellular component (GO): nucleus
Molecular function (GO): protein binding
Source: RefSeq, a predicted model, not a curated record
CACUGCUCUCUCUCUCUCCUUCUUCUGCUGCCGCUGCUUUUUUUUUUUUUUUGGUUAUUUUCUUUUCUAUUCCAGUACAGAAAAUGGGAGCUAGCAGCGACCCGAAUCAAGACGGGUCGGACGAGCAACAAAAACGAUCUGAGAUCUACACAUACGAGGCACCAUGGCACAUCUACGCUAUGAACUGGAGCGUCCGCCGUGACAAGAAGUACCGCCUUGCCAUCGCCAGCCUCCUAGAACAGUACCCAAACCGGGUCGAGAUUGUUCAGCUGGAUGACUCCAACGGAGAGAUCCGAUCCGACCCGAACCUGUCCUUCGAGCACCCUUAUCCACCUACGAAGACCAUUUUCAUUCCAGACAAGGAGUGCCAAAAACCUGACCUCCUCGCAACGUCCAGCGACUUCCUGCGCGUGUGGCGCAUAAACGAUGAACAGCCGCGCGUGGAGCUCAAAAGCCUGUUAAACGGCAACAAGAACAGCGAGUUUUGCGGGCCUUUGACUUCCUUUGACUGGAACGAGGCGGAGCCUAGGCGAAUUGGGACAUCCAGCAUCGACACGACAUGCACCAUCUGGGAUAUCGAGAAGGAGACUGUUGAUACACAGUUAAUCGCUCACGACAAGGAGGUAUACGACAUCGCAUGGGGUGGUGUUGGGGUUUUCGCUUCGGUUUCAGCAGACGGGUCGGUUAGGGUUUUCGAUUUACGGGAUAAGGAGCAUUCGACGAUAAUCUACGAGAGUUCGGAGCCCGACACGCCUUUGGUGAGACUAGGUUGGAACAAGCAGGAUCCGAGGUACAUGGCGACGAUCAUCAUGGACAGUGCUAAGGUUGUGGUGUUGGAUAUUCGCUUCCCAACUCUUCCAGUGGUGGAAUUGCAGAGGCAUCAUGCUAGUGUUAAUGCUGUUGCUUGGGCCCCUCAUAGUUCUUGCCACAUUUGUACUGCUGGGGAUGAUUCACAGGCAUUGAUUUGGGAUCUUUCUUCGAUGGGUCAGCCUGUUGAGGGUGGAUUGGACCCCAUUCUUGCUUACACUGCUGGUGCUGAAAUCGAGCAGCUGCAGUGGUCGUCUUCGCAGCCUGAUUGGGUUGCUAUUGCUUUCUCUACCAAGCUUCAAAUUCUCAGGGUUUGAUCGAAUUUGCUAGGCAGGACUUUAGUUUUUCUGUGUAGAACCUCCGUUGUGGUAAAAAGAAAACGAAAAAUAAAAACGCUGAAGUUAGUUGUUGCUAUCUGACUGUUCUUUUAAAAUCGAACUUCUUAAUCUUUUUUUUUUAUACUAGUGGUUUGUGUAUCUUACUAUUA